AUGCUUUCCAACGUCUUGACAUUCUCCCUCCUCGCCAGUGGCGCCCUCGCCAUCCCCCUCGAUGUCGACAUCGAGAAACGUGUUACCUGCUCUAACGUCCAUAUCUUCGGUGCGCGCGAGACCACCGUAUCUCCCGGAUACGGCUCAUCCAGCACGGUCGUCAACGGCCUUCUCAGCGCCUACCCAGGCUCUACAGCCGAGGCCAUCAACUACCCUGCAUGCGGUGGCCAGUCAUCCUGCGGUGGCGUGAACUACUCUGCCUCAGUGGCACAGGGCAUCGCAGCUGUCGCCUCAGCCGUCAAUUCCUACAACUCGCAGUGUCCAUCGAGCAAGCUCGUUCUGGUCGGAUAUUCCCAGGGUGCUGAGAUCAUGGACGCAGCUUUGUGCGGCGGCGGUGUCCCUAACCAGGGCUACACCAACACCGCUGUCCAGCUGUCGGCUUCUGCUGUGAACAUGGUCAAGGCGGCCAUUCUCAUGGGUGAUCCGCUGUUCAAGGCCGGCUUGUCGUAUGAGGUUGGAACUUGUGCGGCUGGAGGUUUCGAUGCCCGUCCCUCUGGUUUCUAUUGCCCGUCUGCUAGUAAGAUUCAGUCUUACUGCGACUCUUCGGACCCUUACUGCUGCAAUGGCAAUAAUGGGGCAACCCACCAGGGUUAUGGAGCUGAGUAUGGUUCUCAGGCAAUUUCCUUCGUCCGAUCUAAAUUGGGUUGA
Molecule: messenger RNA, 708 nt
Organism: Penicillium bovifimosum
Lineage: Eukaryota; Fungi; Ascomycota; Eurotiomycetes; Eurotiales; Aspergillaceae
Product: putative acetyl xylan esterase (Axe1)
Exons: 3
Coding region: 1-708 (235 amino acids)
Molecular function (GO): hydrolase activity
Source: RefSeq, a predicted model, not a curated record